Megalops cyprinoides (Indo-Pacific tarpon) is the source of this 4050-nucleotide messenger RNA. RefSeq names its product PRP6 pre-mRNA processing factor 6 homolog (S. cerevisiae) (gene prpf6). The coding region runs from base 16 to 2958 and encodes 980 amino acids. NCBI's taxonomy places the organism in Eukaryota, Metazoa, Chordata, Actinopteri, Elopiformes, Megalopidae. The record is from RefSeq and is a predicted model, not a curated record. The transcript has 21 exons. Gene Ontology annotation, biological process: spliceosomal tri-snRNP complex assembly; mRNA splicing, via spliceosome. Gene Ontology annotation, cellular component: U4/U6 x U5 tri-snRNP complex; catalytic step 2 spliceosome. Gene Ontology annotation, molecular function: protein binding.
GCGAAACAAACAACGAUGGCUAGUUCGUCGGGGAAGCAGGCGUCCAAAAAUGCUUCUAAAAGCUCGUCUGGAGGCUCAGGCAGCGGAGGAGGAAGCCUACCAGCUAUGCCCGGGACCACUUCCUCGCUCAUGGGGAGCCUGAACAAGAAAAAGAAACCGUUUCUGGGCAUGCCAGCGCCUCUAGGCUAUGUGCCCGGUCUCGGUAGAGGAGCCACUGGCUUCACGACACGGUCUGAUAUCGGUCCCGCUCGUGAUGCUAACGACCCUGUGGACGACCGCCAUGCCCCUCCGGGGAAGAGAACGGUGGGGGACCAGAUGAAGAAGAAUCAGGAUGACGACGACGAAGAUCUGAACGACACCAACUAUGACGAGUUCAACGGCUAUGCAGGCAGCCUUUUCUCAAGCGGGCCGUAUGAAAAGGACGAUGAGGAGGCCGACGCCAUCUACGCUGCCCUGGACAAGCGGAUGGACGAGCGGCGGAAAGAGAGAAGGGAGCUGAGGGAAAAGGAGGAGAUUGAGAAGUACCGAAUGGAGCGGCCGAAGAUUCAGCAGCAGUUCUCUGAUCUCAAGAGGAAACUGUCUGAGGUCACUGAGGAGGAGUGGCUCAGCAUCCCGGAGGUGGGAGACGCCAGGAACAAACGACAGAGGAACCCGCGCUACGAGAAACUGACGCCGGUCCCUGACAGCUUCUUCGCCAAGCACCUUCAGUCGGGAGAAAACCACACCACCGUGGAUCCUCUGCAGGGGCAAUUUGGUGGUCUCAAUACUCCCUUCCCUGGGGGACUGAACACACCUUACCCAGGCGGCAUGACCCCAGGCCUAAUGACGCCAGGGACGGGCGAUCUGGACAUGAGGAAGAUCGGCCAGGCCAGGAAUACUCUGAUGGACAUGAGGCUCAGUCAGGUAUCUGACUCAGUCAGCGGGCAGACAGUGGUAGAUCCAAAGGGUUAUCUGACAGAUCUGAACUCCAUGAUUCCUACACAUGGCGGUGAUAUCAGUGAUAUCAAGAAGGCGCGUCUGCUCCUGAAGUCUGUGAGGGAGACCAACCCCCACCACCCCCCUGCCUGGAUUGCUUCCGCUCGCCUAGAGGAGGUGACAGGAAAGCUGCAGGUGGCCAGAAACCUCAUCAUGAAGGGCACUGAGAUGUGUCCUAAGAGUGAGGACGUGUGGCUGGAGGCGGCCAGGCUGCAGCCCGGAGACACAGCCAAGGCAGUGGUGGCCCAGGCGGUCCGCCAUCUCCCCCAGUCAGUCCGCAUCUACAUCCGUGCGGCCGAGCUGGAGACGGACGUCCGGGCCAAGAAACGAGUGCUGAGGAAAGCUUUAGAGAAUGUGUCCAAGUCGGUGCGGUUAUGGAAGGCAGCCGUGGAGCUGGAGGAGCCUGAAGAUGCCAGGAUCAUGCUGAGUAGAGCUGUGGAGUGCUGCCCAACCAGUGUGGAGCUGUGGCUGGCCCUGGCCCGUCUGGAAACAUAUGAGAACGCCAGGCGGGUUCUGAACAAGGCCCGCGAGAACAUCCCCACGGACCGCCACAUCUGGAUCACGGCCGCCAAGCUGGAGGAGGCCAACGGCAACACGCAGAUGGUGGAAAAGAUCAUCGACAGAGCCAUCACCUCCCUGCGCGCCAACGGAGUGGAGAUCAACCGUGAGCAGUGGAUCCAGGACGCCGAAGAGUGUGACAAGGCCGGCAGUGUGGCCACCUGUCAGGCGGUGAUCCGAGCGGUCAUUGGGAUUGGGAUCGAGGAGGAGGACUGCAAGCACACCUGGAUGGAGGAUGCGGAGAGUUGUGUUGCCCACGGAGCGUUGGAGUGUGCCCGCGCCAUCUACGCCCAUGCCCUGCAGGUGUUCCCCAGCAAGAAGAGCGUGUGGCUGAGGGCCGCCUACUUCGAGAAGAACCACGGGACCCGGGAGUCUCUGGAGGCCCUGCUGCAGCGGGCGGUGGCUCACUGCCCCAAGGCCGAGGUGCUGUGGCUCAUGGGGGCCAAGUCCAAGUGGCUGGCAGAGGAUGUGCCUGCAGCCCGCAGCAUCCUCGCCCUGGCCUUCCAGGCAAACCCAAACAGUGAGGAGAUCUGGCUGGCAGCUGUCAAGCUGGAGUCAGAAAACAACGAGUAUGAAAGAGCCCGUCGGCUGCUGGCCAAGGCCCGGAGCAGCGCGCCUACUGCCAGGGUCUUCAUGAAGUCAGUGAAGCUGGAGUGGGUGCUUGGUAACAUCGAGGCGGCCCAGGAGCUGUGCACAGAGGCUUUGAAGCAUUACGAGGACUUCCCCAAGCUCUGGAUGAUGAGGGGGCAGAUCGAGGAACAGUCCGGGACAGUGGACAAAGCCCGGGAGGCCUACAACCAGGGGCUGAAGAAAUGUCCGCAGUCCAUUCCCCUGUGGCUGCUGCUGUCUCGGCUGGAGGAGAAAGCUGGCCAGCUGACCCGUGCCCGAGCCAUUUUGGAAAAGUCCCGCCUCAAAAACCCUCAGAAUCCAGAGCUGUGGCUGGAGUCUGUGCGGCUGGAGUACAGGGCUGGACUGAAGAACAUCGCCAACACCCUGAUGGCCAAGGCGCUACAGGAGUGUCCCAACUCAGGGAUUCUGUGGGCGGAGGCAGUGUUCUUGGAGGCCAGGCCCCAGAGGAAGACAAAGAGCGUGGAUGCGCUGAAGAAGUGUGAGCACGACCCGCAUGUCCUGCUCGCAGUGGCCAAAUUGUUCUGGAGCGAACGCAAGAUAACCAAAGCCAGAGAAUGGUUCCUGCGGACGGUCAAAAUCGAGCCAGACCUUGGAGAUGCCUGGGCACUCUUCUACAAGUUUGAGCUGCAGCAUGGGACAGAGGAGCAGCAGGCGGAGGUGCGGAAGCGCUGCGAGAACGCUGAGCCUCGGCACGGGGAGCUCUGGUGCGCCGAGUCCAAACACAUCCUCAACUGGCAGAAGAAGAUCGGAGAGAUCCUGGUCCUUGUCGCCGCCAAGAUCAAGAACACCUUCUGAGCCAGCGGGCACGCCCCUGUCCAUCAGGAGCUGACGGGGGAUGAAGUGCGUUUCUCUGUAGGACUGCCUUUCCCCUUUCUGGAGCUGUUACUGAGAACACACCACAUACUGCUGUCUUGUUCUAGUACAUGCAUCUCUUUAUAUCAGAGGUAUCCACUGGUGAAUGCCACAUCCUGGGUAUAAUACAUGUAUCUCUGUUAUAAAGCUGUAGAUCAGCAUGUUUUUUUUAAAAUAGCUUGAUCUUGAUCCCUCGUUUCAAGCUCCAUUGUCCAAAGGGAUGUGUAUUUUGUGAUGCAGAUUUAAUAAACCUAAUAAGUUUUUUUUUUUUUUUUUUUUACUCAAUUUCAGUGCAAAAUGUAUUCCCCGUUAAGAAUAUUUCAAAUUUUUUUUCAAAGUGUCCAUCGUCACUGAUGACACAGUGGAUCCUGAGUGGGGUAGUUAUGUCAGUGGAUGAGGUAUUAGUAACACCGGUGGGUUGAGUGGUGAUUGUGCCCUUGCUGGAUCUUUUUUCAGUCACAGAAUGCAUAUGAAUGUGAGUAGAUCAUCUAAAAUUAUUUUGGGUCCAACUCUGGCAAAAUUUAAAUGUAGCUGGUUAGCAAACUGACGCAGUGUUACCAUACUUAAUUGGUUUGAUAAAUAUUUGAAUGCCUCUUCAGUGAUAGCCAGCUACUUGGCUAGAUAAUCGAGCUAAUGUUUGCUGGCUCCUUAGCUGCUGUCAAUUUAAGCUAGCAUCUGAAUAAUGACACUUUCAUAGAUGAACUGCAAAGCAAGCAGGUUAGUGACAUACUGUCAGUAUGUUUAAUUUGCCAUUUUGCCUUUAGUAAUUGGUUUUGCUUUGCUCUGGGUGAAAGCAUUGAAGCAAGCUACAUAGUUAGCAUAUGUCUAUGCAUUUUACUGACAUAGACAACACUGAGUGUGAAAGCAGAAGGUGUAUUUUGAUAGUGACAGCUGACAGUGGACAUGAUGAGGCAGCUUUGGCGCCCAGUUUAGAUUCCCUCUUCACUAUUCCUCUUUAUCCAGUGAAGUAUAUAUAUUCUUGUACAAAGGACUGCUUCUUUGUUUGAGUCUGUAGUGACUGUGAACUGUAAUGAG